AUGUCUGCAUUCAACUCGGCUCCCUAUACGCCAACAGUUCGGACCGUACCAGACUCUCCGACUAUUCGCAAUGCCAAGCUAUCUGUAACGAUGACAGCGGGCUAUGGACGCCACAUAUUCGAACUAACAACUACCUGCUAUCAUGCAUGCUGCGGAGCGGCCGGAAGCAUGAGUUCGCAGUCCGCAAAACCGCAAAACCGCACUCACCAAUACAACGCAGCGCUAUCUUUACCGGUUGGACUUGGACGCACCUCGAUGCACCCUUCCACGCCGCCAACCUUCGGACACAGUUCGGCAGACACUAAUACACAGGCUGCUGGAGGACUACCUCGAAGAUACGAGUUCACCGGAGCUAUUAUGCAUGCGGCAUGCAAGCCAGCAUCUGACACUUCCAACUUUCAGCCUCAUGGCCCUCAUUUGUCGCAGCACCAACCACAUGUUCGCCUACAAAGCCCAAAACAGGUUCACAACUAA
Exserohilum turcica Et28A is the source of this 474-nucleotide messenger RNA. RefSeq lists its product as uncharacterized. The coding region runs from base 1 to 474 and encodes 157 amino acids. The transcript has a single exon. The record is from RefSeq and is a predicted model, not a curated record. NCBI's taxonomy places the organism in Eukaryota, Fungi, Ascomycota, Dothideomycetes, Pleosporales, Pleosporaceae.